UUAGUGUUUUAUUGGAAUUCAAUUAGGCCACAAGCAUAAGGGCCUACUUGUACAACUAUUUUCUCACUAAACCUACCAGCCUAAUACCCUCUCAAUUCACAACUGCCUUUCAAUCCAUUUCUUAUUUCUUCUUUCUUAGAAAUCUAAUUUCAGCCAUUCAUUACUUCGAGCUUCUGCAUGUUAGGUUUCUUUCAGUUGGGGAGCCUCAGGGACGACCUAUGCCUCUUUAACAAAUUCUAGUUGUCCCUAAAAGAAACUAGCUAGCUCGUACUUAAGAAUUUGUUCUCUUUGCUUGUAAAAUUGCAACUGUUGGGUCUUUUUCAUUUUUUGAUCUUUUUGUAGUUUAGUGUUUUCACUACACUCCUUUUAAGUUUUUGUGCAACAAAAACUGCGAAAUAACUCCAUGGCUAUGAUUACCAUAACAUCAAACGGUCACACUAGCCUCUCACAAACACUGCCCGAUAGAAAUAACAAUAACGAGCUUCGUGCUGCUUCGUUCUCUUCAUACUUGAACAGCAAUGAAGAGAGUUUUGUUCGUCAACUUGCAGCGUCGAACCCCAUAAUGGGUGGGCAAGACAAGAAUCUUUGCUUAGAAAGAAAAGGACAAGAAGAUGGAGAGAUUGGAGUAUUUAGUGCUGAGAAAUACUUCAACGGAGCAAUGGAUGACAGUCCAAGAAUUGUCAAAGUUGGUGCAAGAAACUAUCAGCAGUACUUGAAAGAUCAAGAACGAACUGAUCAAACUCUAGUGAAACCAAGAGUUCAGGCUGCUGGAACUCCAAGCAUUCGUUCUGAAUCAAGUUGGAACAGCCAAAACGCGUUAUUGCAGAGUGUUCUGAAGCAUGAUAUUCCUAAUCCUAAUCCUAAUCCAUGUUCGAAGAAGACAAACAAGCUACAAGGGAAGAGUUUUUUCGCUUGUCUCAGAUGUAAACGUUCUUGUUCUGAUAAAGAUUCAGUUGAUACCACUGAAUAUGGGGGUCAAACCAUUUUCAAAAGAAGUGCUGACAACGGUACAGUUCAAGCCAAAACAAUAAACACUACAGAACCCAUGAGAAAAACUGCAGUAAAAGAAAACAGUUUUAGUUUGCCAAGUAUGAAUUCUGAGACCAUUAAAAUACAUUCUCAAGAAGUUGAAGAAGAAGAGCAAAGGAAAUCAGCAGAGGUGUUUAGUUGCCCUAUGAUUGAAAAGAAAAACAAGUCUUUAACCAUCGAAAGGAAGGUGACGAUGUUUUCCAGGGGGGAUUCAAGUCCAAGACGAGAGGAAAUUGAAUUUACAGCAACAAGUCCGGAUGAUAAAUGCUUUGAAACUGAGAGUGAUGCAAGUUCAGACUUGUUUGAAAUAGAGAGCCUCACAGGGAAAGGCAAAGUCAAUCCUUUUCUUGCAAGGCAAGUAUCAGAUGCUACAUCAGAAUGUAUCACUCCAACUGCUUAUGCUCCAAGCGAGGCCAGCAUAGAAUGGAGUGUAGUCACUGCCAGCGCAGCAGAUUUCUCUGUCAUGUCAGAUUGUGAAGAGGUAAGAGCAAGUCCUGUGAAAACGUUUUCAAAUGUUGCUAAAAAUAGAAGUACUGUAGCUGAGUUGCCAAAGGGCAGACGUCCCGGAAGUAUUUUGUUGGGUUGUAAGAAUGAGAAGGUUGUUAGAGUUGCAGAAGAUGCACAUUUGACAAGUCUAAAUCAGAAGGCAAACAAUAAUUAUGAGCCCAGAAUUCGUCGAAUGUCUGAUUCAUUUGCACCAGUACCUGCGGCUGUGACGAGGCUUCAAGCUGAGACUAAGCUUGAAGGUUUUGAUUCCAGACAAAGGCAACAUGCUCUUGCUGCAGCUGCCAUGCGCGCCCACUCACUUCCAAGAUCCAUCUCGCCACGUUCUUCGCAUCUCUUGUACAUUCAGUGAUUAGACUCAGUUCCAGUUCAAUUCCGUUUUUUAACCAUGUUGGAUGAAAAGAAUUAGUUGUGAAUCGUCUGUUUCUUGAAAUUCUACUGUUACAUAUUAUGAUUUUAAUAAAGACUUCAUAGUUUUCAGAAACCACCUUUCCAUUCUCCCAUCUGUAAAACUACUUUCUCAUUAAAAUGCUUUUGCUUAAACUUACAAAUCCUUGAAACUGAGGCUGUAAAUUGUUAGAUACUGAUAAACUCCUUGUCUGAUUUAUUAGAGCAAGUUGCUUAA
Molecule: messenger RNA, 2158 nt
Organism: Mangifera indica (mango)
Lineage: Eukaryota; Viridiplantae; Streptophyta; Magnoliopsida; Sapindales; Anacardiaceae
Product: protein PHYTOCHROME KINASE SUBSTRATE 1-like
Exons: 1
Coding region: 404-1885 (493 amino acids)
Biological process (GO): phototropism
Source: RefSeq, a predicted model, not a curated record